This is a messenger RNA of Colossoma macropomum (tambaqui), 6447 nucleotides long. RefSeq names its product transcription factor 12 (gene tcf12). The record is from RefSeq and is a predicted model, not a curated record. Gene Ontology annotation, molecular function: protein dimerization activity; RNA polymerase II cis-regulatory region sequence-specific DNA binding; DNA-binding transcription factor activity, RNA polymerase II-specific. The coding region runs from base 219 to 2384 and encodes 721 amino acids. NCBI's taxonomy places the organism in Eukaryota, Metazoa, Chordata, Actinopteri, Characiformes, Serrasalmidae. Gene Ontology annotation, cellular component: transcription regulator complex. The transcript has 21 exons. Gene Ontology annotation, biological process: regulation of transcription by RNA polymerase II.
UCGCCAAGCAAAAAUGUCCGCCUAAGGGAAACUCGCAAGUUACAUAUUAAGUGGAUAUUUGCAAACAAGGAGGAGAAAAAUAUAAAAUAUAAUCACACAGAUAUCGAUUUGGUUGUCUUUCGGAGGCGAACCGAGGAGAGACACACCGCCGCUGCCACGCCCGAUCGCCCUAGUCGGAUUUUAAACCGGAGAAAGAGGUUUAGUAAAAGGCCGAAAGGAUGAACCCCCAGCAGCGGAUCGCCGCUCUUGGAACUGAUAAGGAGUUGAGUGACUUACUGGAUUUUAGUGCGAUGUUUUCGCCACCGGUGAGCAGUGGGAAAAACAGGCCGACCACUCUAGGAAGCAGCCAGUUCAGCGCGUCAGGUAUAGAUGAGCGGACAGCAGAGGCGUCCUGGGCCCCAGGUGGCCAGUCCAGCCCUUCGUAUGACGAGUCCUCCAGGGGUUUCGCAGACAGCCCUCAUUAUGGUGAUCACUUGAGUGACAGUCGAUUAGUGUCCCAUGAAGGAUUGUCCCCGACACCUUUCAUGAGCUCCAGCAUAAUGGGCAAGUCUGAGAGGCCUCCGUUUUCUGCUUAUGGGAGAGAACCAGGUGUCUCUGGGUGCCAGUCCACUCUGCGGUCAGACAUGGGAAUGGCCAGUCCAGGACCUGUGACCACGGCUGGGAAAUCGCCUGCUCCUUUCUACUCCUUCACCGGCUCCAAUCCACGAAGACGCUCUCUGCAGGACUCCUCUCCUCUGGAUCCUCACCAAACAAAGAAAGUACGCAAGGUUCCCCCUGGCCUGCCAUCAUCCGUGUACGCACCAUCCCCAAACUCAGAUGACUUCAACAGAGAUUCUCCUUCCUAUCCUUCGUCCAAACCCCCCAGCAGUAUGUUUGCAAGCACUUUCUUCGACGGGACCCACAAUUCCUCUGACCCGUGGAACUCGUCCAAUGGGAUCAGCCAGCCCGGUUAUGGGGGAAUGCUGGGAGGAUCUUCAUCUCACAUGCCACAGUCUGGAAACUACAGCAGUCUGCACUCGCAUGACCGCCUGAACUACCCCCCACACUCAGUGUCCCCCACAGACAUCAACCCCAGCCUGCCGCCCAUGUCCAGCUUCCACCGCAGCGCCGCCAGCAGCUCGCCCUUCGUCACUGCCUCGCACACCCCGCCCGUCAACACCACAGAGGGAGUCAUGGCUGCUGCCAACAGAGGGAACGCCACUGGAAGUUCUCAGACUGGAGAUGCGCUGGGGAAAGCCCUCGCUUCGAUUUACUCUCCGGACCACACCAGCAGUAGUUUCCCUUCUAACCCCUCCACGCCUGUGGGCUCCCCCUCUCCUCUGACAGCCCAGGCGGGCGCUGCCUCCGCAGGUACAGUGGUGACAGCCAGCGGCCCCUCAGGAAGGGCAGGUACAACCCAGUGGCCUCGCGCGGCCGGACAGACCCCGUCUUCCCCAAAUUAUGAAAACUCUCUCCACUCGCUGAAAAAUCGCGUGCAUCAGCAGCUGCAUGAGCAUCUCCAGGAUGCCAUGUCCUUCUUAAAGGAUGUCUGCGAGUCUCGGAUGGAGGAUCGUCUGGACAGGCUAGAUGAUGCGAUCCAUGUCCUCCGGAACCACGCCGUGGGCUCCACCGCUUCUCUGCCCAGCGACAUCCACAGCCUGCUGGGUCAGGCGCACAACGGGCCAAUCGCAGCCAUCGGCUCCAGCUUCCCCACGUCCGGAUUGGUUGCCAGCAGGACAGCAUCUAUGGGCCCUGCUCACCGCGAGGAAGCCGUCAGCCUCAACUCUAACCACACGGGACUGCAGAGCAGCGCCGGUCCAGCCUCCAGCACUGAGCUCAACCACCAGGCCGACACCUUCAGAGGCCUUGCUGGUGGACUGGCAAAUCAGGUGGCACCUGCUCUGGAUCUUAAGAUCGAAGAUCAGGACAAAGAUGACAUGCACGACAGCCACUCCUCUGAAAACCUCAAAUCAGAUGACGAGAGUGACAAAAGGGACAUCAAAACACCCAGAGGAGGCACUCGAACAAGUAGCAUUAAUGAGGAUGAGGAUCUGAACCCGGAGCAGAAGGCGGAGCGCGAGCGCGAGAGGAGGAUGGCCAAUAACGCGCGAGAGAGGCUGCGAGUGAGAGACAUCAACGAGGCAUUUAAGGAGCUUGGCCGUAUGUGCCAGCUGCACCUGAAGAGCGAGAAGCCCCAGACCAAACUCCUCAUCCUGCACCAGGCCGUCGCAGUCAUCCUCAGCCUGGAGCAGCAAGUCAGGGAGCGGAACCUGAACCCCAAAGCGGCCUGCCUUAAGCGGCGAGAGGAGGAGAAGGUGUCUGGUGUUUCGGGGGAGCCCCAGCAGACUCACCCCUCCAUUCACCCCGGCCUGACAGACACAUCCAACCCCAUGGGCCAUCUGUGAGCACUCUACAGAUCAAAGUGAUGCAGAGGGAGUCUGUAAGAUAGCGUCGGUGACCUUGCUUUCCAAGGGCAGACAGGACUCACAGCUUGUGACACAAAUUUGAAAAGACAGAGACCACUCGAAGCGAAAUUCCACGGUCAGGCAAUCCUGAGCUCGAAGAAAACUGGCAAGCGCCAAACUUCCUCAGAAGACAUCCGACAUUGUUCAGCAAAUUUCUGCCCAAGAGAAACACACAAACAAAAAGCCCUUCAGCACAUAUCACUGUCUGCAAGCAGUGUGUCACAUCUGUACAAUCAGAGACUGUCGCGGUCCCCUCCACGUGGAAGUUGCCUUGUGCCUAAACUGAAUUGACGAAUGCAUUGUAACAGCAAUUCUUUUUUUUUUGUUGUUGUUUUUUUUAUGUUUGUUUGUUUUGAUUUUUUUCUAUUUAUUAUGUUACUGAGCUAUAAAGUCUAUGUUUAAAGGGAAAGUUAUGACAUUGCUUUGAAAAGCCGGUGGUAUUUCAGUAGAUCUUCAGUUUGCCAGGGUUUCAGCUCAGGAGCUAAACGCCAAUCUCCGGCCAUCCGCUCCUCGCGUUUACACCGUUUUCACCCAACUCGGAUGCUCGAAAUCUUAUCUGUGGCAAUUUUAAAUGAUCAGAGUCUCAAGGCCCCGCCCCUUUUUGUCUAGAAAAAUAAAAAAAUAAGAAGAAAUAAUAUAUUAUUUAUAUUUAUGUUAGAUUCAUUCCACGAGUAACAGCAUGACGAACCAAAACUACCUAAAUGACAUGUUGUCGAGUGUUGCUGAGACUCCAGGCCGCAGCCUUGAACGGAAGCAGAGUGGAGCGGAAAAAAAUGCAGAAAACGGGUGCGUUUCUGCUCCGGCGUGGCAAACUCCAGCUUUACUGAAAGGUCUAAGGUCACCUGCAGGCUGACAUGUUUAUAGUCAUUAGUAAAGCAGUUCAAAUACAGAGAGCAGACCAGUUACUAAACCCUAGCAUUCCUCGCAUACUUCAUAGUGUCUUAACCGAAGGAAAAGAGGGGCGUCGUCUUGUCCUUUUAAUUCCUUUGCCAUAAUAGUGUUAAAGUGGAAAGAAAAUGGCAUUUUUCCAUUUACUGCAGUUUCUUUGUUUUUGUUUUUGUUUUGUUUUUUCCUGAUGUUACAUUAUUUUGGUCUCUGCAGCAGCGGUGGUCAUGCUUUUUGGCGCGUCUGCGCUCAGGACCCUCCUUCUGCGCUUUAGCCUAAAGCUGAGGAAUUAGACAUUUAGCUGUGUCGGAGACGAGAGAGUAGAUUGGAAACGAUGACCACAACAUCACCUGGCCUGAAUUGAAGUUUUGCUUUAUUUUCUUUCUGUCGAAAACCAUUAACAUUUAAGAAAAAAAGAACAAAAAAAAGAAAACCACAAAAAAAUCAUUACUCUAAGUAACCACGUUAUAUGUUUAUUUGUAAUUGCAUACAAAGCAUCUCUAGGCUUCAUAGUAAAGCGUAUAUUGUCGUGUGAAAAUAGAAGAAAGAUAUUCUAAGUUACUUAGGAUGGCUUUGUCUCUCCUUCCCCCCCAAAGCGUUGAAGUACUUGAUAACAGUGAUCAGCAGAGUGAGAGUGCAGUGUCUGUCAUACGAGAAAGAAAGAAAGAAAGAAGCUCUAUGAAUUCAAACGCUGUGACAAAACGCAACAACAAUAACCGACUGCACUCUUAAAAAUAAAGGUGCCACAAAGGGUUCUUCACCCACGCAAGAGCCACUUUUGGUCCCUUAAAAACGUGGAUGCUUCUUCACAGAGCCACUUUUGUAAAGAACCUAUUUAAAGUUUUAAAAACCCCCACACAAGGUUCUGGAGAGAACUCUAAAACUGGUACCCUCUUGAAAAUAAAGGUGCCAGGAAGAACCUCUUUUAGUUCCCUUAAAAACGUCCAGUGGAUGCUUCUGUACAGAACCUUUCAAGAACCUCCACAAGUUCUAGGAAGACCCCUUAAACUGUUGCACUCUUAAAAGUGAAUGUGCCAAGAAAUGUUCUUCCCCCACAGAAGAACCACUUUUGGCUCCCUAAAGAACCUUUCAAAGGAGCGAUAAUGAAAUAUGCGAAUGUAUAGAACCUUUUAACGGUUCAGAGAUCCUCCGCAUAAUGCAAAGGUUCUAGGAAGAACCUAAAUUCGUAAGCAGUAUUCUUUGAACUUGGUUCUUUAGGGAACCAAAAGUCUUUUUUUCUGUGGGUUCACACUGUGAGAAACUUUUGGCACAGGGUACCAGUUUAAGGGUUCUUCCUAGAACUUUAAGAAGUUCUACGGAAAGGAUUCUAGAACACUUACAUUUACAUUAUGUGUAGGAUCUUUAAACCUUUAAAUGGUUAUUGUCUAUCAGUUCGGAGUUUUAGGCAUGGUUCUUUGGGGAGGCAAAAGUGGUUCUUCUGUAGGAUCACGCUGUGAGAAAUGCUGUGUUUUACCAGUGUAAGGGUUCUUCCUAGAACUUAACCUGAACUUUAAAAAGGAGUAUAGAACAUUUACAUGAUGUGAUGGUUCUUUAAACCUUUAAAGGGUUAUUUGUGAUCAGUUCUGUGUUUCAGGCAUGGUUCUUUGGGGAAGCGAAAGUGGUUCUGCCAUGGCACAAAAGAACCCUUUGUAGAACUUUUAUUUUGUUUUUAAGAGUGUAAACAAAACGAUGAACAAACACCAGAUUUUUUUUUGUCUGUUUUCUUAUCAGGAUUCACAUCUUCAUUUUUUUUCCUUUUGAAACUAUUUGUGGUCUUAAUUCUUUCUUUAGCUCGUUUUCUUCCCCGUCUGUUGUCUUCCAUGCAUGCUCACCCUCCACACAACAAAAGCUGCCACGUUAGAAUGACAGUCUAAAGAACAAACACGGACGACGAAUAACAGAUUUCUAUUCGCUCCUUUGUUUUUUUGUUUUCUUUUUUCCUUUCUUUUCUUUGUGGAAAGUCUCUCCCUUUUACUCUCCCUGUGAUAUCCACUAGUCUUUGUGGCCUUGUCAUACAUUUCAGUAUUCACGAGCUUGUGUUGUUGCUGGCUGAAGUUGAUCGAGGUUGUGUCAUCUCUUUGUCUGUUCUGUUUUUUUCUGCUUUUCAUUUUUCCGCGUUUUUUGUUUUUUUUCUGUUCCUUCGCUCCUCUGUUGGAUAUGUUAGUCUUUGCCGUAUGCCCUGAUGCUUUCCCUCAUAAGAAGAAGAAAAAAAAGUAUAUGAAAAGGAUAAAAAAAAAACAUUUGGCUUAUUUUUCACUGUAGUUAGCCUUUUAUACAAUAAUAUUGUAAGAACAUUUCUUGAAUUCUAAAUAUUACUCUUUCUAGAUUUUUGAAAUCAAAAAGUUUUGAGUAAAAAGUUUCUUACUUUAUUUUACUAUAUUAGAUAGUAAAAAAAAAUGUACGGUUAUUUACCAUAACCUGUCCAUUAUUAUUAUCAGAAAAACGAUAGCAUCUUAAGAACAUGAAGUAGGAUUGUAGCUCGAGGUGUAGUGCGUAUGGGGUAUCGUACGAGCUCGAUGUUCUCUAGGAUGUGUUCUCCUUCUCUCUUUCUAGUCUGCAUUGUUGGUUGAAUAAAAGAUUUGAGAUUUGUACCCCUGUCCAAAUCCAAGGUAUUGUCGAUGCACAUCAGAAAUAAAAGAAAACCAGCAGCAAGAAGUCAAACUCUUUUUUUUUGUUUCUGUCUCUGUAACAGAAAACACAAUAUGUAUAUAACAUUUAUGUAGCAAUAAAUGUGCCAUCUUUUUUAACGAGACUGUAUGUGCGUUUAUUUCCUUCUCCACGUUUCUCCUCUCUGUCAUUGCAGUGCUAUUGAUUUGUCGAACAUUGUAAGUUCAUUGAGCUCGUGUACAAAAAAAAAACAAGAACAGGCAAAACAAACAAAAAACAAAUGUAUUCCAGUGAAUGGGCUUCUCACGUCUGCAGUCCUGCCACAGCGUCUCCUCUUUAGAAGACUUUUCUACAGUGGAUUUAGGCCAAAUGAAGAACUCUGUGCAAGAGUGUGUUUUAUACUAUGUAACUCAUUUUUUUGAAGGCAUAUCAGUGGACCAUUGUAGUCUGUAUCGAAAAAGAAGUACUAUGGAACAUAUGUUUCUAUUUUUAAUAAAGUGUGAUAGCAGUA